This is a messenger RNA of Gastrolobium bilobum, 1158 nucleotides long. Its product is annotated as zinc finger protein JAGGED-like. Gene Ontology annotation, molecular function: DNA-binding transcription factor activity. The record is from RefSeq and is a predicted model, not a curated record. The transcript is spliced from 8 exons. The coding region runs from base 1 to 1158 and encodes 385 amino acids. Lineage: Eukaryota; Viridiplantae; Streptophyta; Magnoliopsida; Fabales; Fabaceae.
AUGUUUCAGAAAUUGCAACAAGAUUUGCAUGCCAGUCAAGGUUCUCAUCCAUUUGAUGGAGUUAACAGUCUAACUGUAGAUAAUCUCUCACCUCCAAGUUUGCACAACUACAUACUUAUUAGACUCAGAGCUAAAGGAGAUGAAUAUCACGUGUUUAGGGAAGAUGCUAAGCAAGAAUGGGAUUCAGUGAAAUCUUAUUAUCAGAAAGCUGCAACAACAUAUACCAAAGGAGAUCGAGCAUAUGCUGCCUUUCUUUCUGACCAGUCAUUUCCCGAAAGCAGGGUGCAGACAACAGUCACAGGACUACUGAAACUUAAUAAAAGCUACCUCUCAACCCAGUCCUUGUGGAGACCAGAAGGAAACCCAUUAGACCUUAACAACUUACCUGAUGAGUACUCUAGAGAUGGAAAACAAGUCCUCGAAGACAGCUCCUCACCCGGUUGCAGGAAAAAGAAAAGCGGCGGGAAGGAUGGAAAAGACGAGUGUGGGAAGGUCUACGAGUGUAGAUUUUGUUCCCUCAAGUUCUGCAAGUCUCAGGCUCUUGGGGGACACAUGAACCGCCACCGCCAAGAGAGGGAAACAGAGACGCUGAACCAUGCUCGUCAGUUGGUCUUCCGUAAUGAUCAUAACCUUGCUGCACAAGGUGCCACUCACUUAGGAUGCUGCCAACCAAUAGCAACAGGGGGUUAUCAUCCAUCAGGUAACAUGGGAGACCCAACAGCACCUCUGAGAUUCCCAAGAUACUUCUCUGGUUCAUCCUCAACCCACAUACCACCGCCACCGCCACCGCCUCCACAACCAUAUUUAUACGCUUCUCCUUCAAGGCCAGUGUCUUUUCCCUCACACUUCACUCAGCAUCCAUCGGUGAACGAUUACUGUGUGGGUCAUGUCCUGAGUGGCCACCCCAACAUUAACUAUGUGGCGGGUGCAGCAGCAGCAUCAGAGUCAAGUUACACCUGCAUUGGUGCACCGGUGGGACAAGGGUUCGGAGGUGGUGUUGGUGUUGGUGUUGGUGUUGGUGGGCGAGGCUUGGAUGGUGGUAAGGACGGGUCACUGCAGAAUCAGGAAGAAGGAUUGAAUUGGGGAAGGAGCUAUUCAGGAGCACAGCACCGUUUGGAUCCUCAUUCAGCGAUCAAUCGGUUUCAAGAUGGUUUCUAA